CGCUUCCAGCUUCCUCACGCUCUCUCGGCCACAGUGAGUAUACGGCGCGCGCCCAUCCAUCUCAACGCCGCCCAUCGCCCAUCACCAGUGCAUUGCUGCAUCAUCUCGCGUGUAUCUGCACUGCUAGACACUGCUCUGUCUGAUUGGCCUGCCCUCUCCGCACCCUCCUGUCGUUCUCCGCGACUGCCUCUGCCAUACGCGACUCGCUCAUCUGCGCGAUCCCCUUAGAAGAAGCAACCACGCCUUCAUCACCCCUCGCUGGCACAUUGCCUGCUUCUCCUCGCUGCCAUAUAGCGCGUUGACAUAGCCGCCUCUGCUGGCACUCCCCCAAAUCAGCGUCCAUGGCGAGCCACCAGCAACCCUCGCCCACUGCGGGCAUCCCGCCGCACCAUAGCGGCCCGCAUCCAGCGCAUGCGCAAGUCAACGGCCACCCGCCUCACGUCAACCAGCCCAAGACGCCGUCGCAGUAUCUGGGCCAGUUGACCGAGGCUGUCUGGACGCAGAUGGGCUCUCUAUCAGAACAGAUGCAGGACUUGGACAGCGCCAUGGAGUGCUACCAGCUUGCGCUCAAGUACAACCAGUGGUCUGUGCCAGCCAUGCAAGGCAUUGCGUGCAUCUUGCGCACCAAAGACGCGUUCCCGCAAGCUGUAGAGUAUUUGCGCACUAUUCUCAAGGUCGACCCUGCCAACGGCGACGUUUGGGGCAGCCUUGGUCACUGCUACCUCAUGAUGGACGAUCUGCAGCAGGCUUACUCUGCCUACCAACAAGCGCUCUACCAUCUGUCUGAUCCAAAGGAACCCAAGCUCUGGUAUGGCAUUGGCAUUCUGUACGACCGCUAUGGCUCUCUUGAGCACGCUGAGGAAGCUUUCUCCCAAGUUAUGCGCAUGGAGCCCAACUUUGAGAAGGCAAAUGAGAUCUACUUCCGCCUCGGUAUAAUAUACAAGCAGCAGCAGAAGUUCAACCAGAGUCUGGACUGCUUCAAGUACAUCGUCACCAAUCCACCUCGCCCUCUAACUGAAGAGGACAUCUGGUUCCAAAUUGGGCACGUCUACGAGCAGCAGAAGGAGUUCGAGGCUGCUAAGGGCGCCUAUCGUCGUGUGCUUGAGCGGGAUCCCAACCACGCCAAAGUCCUUCAACAGCUGGGCUGGCUGCACCACCAGCAGAGCACCAACUAUGCCAGUCAGGAGCAGGCCAUCGAGUAUCUGGAGAAGUCUGUGGCUUCAGAUCAAACCGAUGCACAGAGCUGGUACCUUCUCGGUCGAUGCUACAUGUCCCAGCAGAAGUACCCCAAGGCAUACGAGGCCUACCAACAAGCCGUCUACCGGGAUGGGCGUAACCCUACUUUCUGGUGCAGUAUCGGUGUGUUGUAUUAUCAGAUCAACCAGUAUCGCGAUGCUCUGGACGCCUACUCGCGCGCUAUCCGACUCAACCCCAACAUCUCGGAGGUCUGGUAUGAUCUCGGAACCCUGUACGAGUCCUGCAACAACCAGACAGCUGAUGCACUUGACGCAUACCAGCGCGCGGCUGACCUCGACCCUUCAAACGUCCAUAUCAAGGCCCGUCUGCAGCUUCUCCAGAAUGGUCAAGGAUCAGCUGGCGCUCCCAACCAGGGCAAUGCUCCUGUACCUCAAGACGUUCAUCCUCAAGCUUAUCAGCCUGCCUCUGUUCACGGACCCGCUGCUCCUCAGUGGGGUUCUCAGCCUGCGCAGCCGCCUCAGGGACCUGCUCCACCGGCUCUUGGAACUGCUGGCUGGGAUCGUCCUCUGGCUCAGAUUAGGGAUCCGGGCCUGCCACCUCAGUCUCUCAACCCCUACGAGCAGCGCGAGGGUAUUCGCCCACCAACGCAGCAUGCUGCUCAGCGCCCAGUAAGCCCGCGCCAAGAGCCUCCGAGGACCUACGGCGAACCUCCACGACCACCCACUAACGGUCCUGGCCCAUCUGGUCCGGCCGGUCCGCCUCCUCCAGGUCCAGGAUCUCUUCGUCGUGGCAUGUCACCGUCGCCGAAGACGCAUCAUGUGGCUCCCAGCCCGUACCACCCUCAGCCGCCGCAGCUCACACCUCAACCGGCUCAGGCACAGCAGCCACCGCCUCCUCCUCACCAGGCGCAGCAGCCUCAGCCAACCCGCAUUUCUAACCCCAACUACGGCCCACACGCUGGCGCUGGCAGUGUUCCACCACCUCCCCCCCCACCACCUACUGGACUGGCUGGACCCCCAGGUCAGUCGACCCCUGGGCCUCUUCCACCAUAUGGACGUCCAAAUAGCCCACCGCCAGAGGUGCGACCCCUUGUCGAGAACCGCGCUGGCUCUCCACGCAACGGAUAUCAGGGACCAUACCAGACUCAGCAUCACGCUGAUCCCUCUGCCAGCGGUGGUAUUGCUAGCGGUGCACCUCCUCCAGCGGCUGCUCUUGCUGCGGCCGAAGCAGCCGCGCGAGAUCGUGAGGACCGCCCGCCAACUGCUCCGCCGAAGCGCCAUAGGGAAUGGGAGGAAAGCCCGAAGCUGCAGAGCAACGAUGAGAAGCGUCAGAAGCUCGAGGAGCCUCACAGCCGCCGCCCCUCACCUCCACACCAUGUCUCGUCACCGCAAGUUCCACGCCAGAGCCCGCAGGCCGCUCCUGAUGCUCGCCGCUUCAACGAUGGCUACCACCCAUCAGAAGCUGCUCACCACCCGCCAUCGCUGGCACCGAUCGGAGGUCCACCGCAAGCACAGACAUCGCUCCCUCGCAUGUCAGAGACACCAGCACCUGCAAAGGAGGCCCCUCGUCCCGAGCACCAUGAGCCAGCCGCUCGCCACGUAGACGUUGACGAAAACUACGAUGAUGAGGGCGACGAGCCAAAGGCCAAUGGUACGAAGUCUGAGCGCAACAGCCCCCACACCGCACCCACAAAUGGGGUUCCUCAUCCUGCCACUCCCGCCGAGCAGAAGUCUUAGGAAGAGCUGUUCGAUGAAUCCUUUCUGAGCCCUACAAAGGUUCGUCAAACUCUCGUGGACUCACCAGUUUUCACCGCGACUCCCAAAGAUCAGAAGUUCUGGAAAAGCAUCAUGUCGACGUUCGAUUGAGAUCUUGUCGAUCUAGAGUUCCGUAUAUAGUUUCUGUCACUCGUUUUUUCUUUCUUCAAAUAGGGUCUUCAUGACCGGGUUAGGAGGCUCUGUAGAUGGUGUUGAAGUGGAGAUACCCUCAUCUGGCUGCAUGCAUGUAUGAUCACUAAAAGCGAUAUUACGGCUCAAGCUUUGUAUUUAUUAUAUUUCCAACUAGUAUUCAGGAUGAC
Molecule: messenger RNA, 3271 nt
Organism: Macroventuria anomochaeta
Lineage: Eukaryota; Fungi; Ascomycota; Dothideomycetes; Pleosporales; Didymellaceae
Product: TPR-like protein
Exons: 5
Coding region: 342-2933 (863 amino acids)
Biological process (GO): regulation of gene expression
Molecular function (GO): protein binding; chromatin DNA binding; RNA polymerase II cis-regulatory region sequence-specific DNA binding
Source: RefSeq, a predicted model, not a curated record